This is a messenger RNA of Cyprinus carpio (common carp), 783 nucleotides long. Its product is annotated as interferon a3-like. Gene Ontology annotation, cellular component: extracellular region. Gene Ontology annotation, molecular function: cytokine receptor binding. The transcript has 4 exons. The coding region runs from base 259 to 783 and encodes 174 amino acids. NCBI's taxonomy places the organism in Eukaryota, Metazoa, Chordata, Actinopteri, Cypriniformes, Cyprinidae. Gene Ontology annotation, biological process: response to exogenous dsRNA; defense response. The record is from RefSeq and is a predicted model, not a curated record.
UACUUUAACUAUAACUUUCUUUGUUAGACACUCUAUGUUUAAAUUGUAUUUUUUCUCAAUUUUACUUUUAGCAGUAGGCCUUGUGGUGUUUAUCUGUAUUUAUUCUGUUAUAAUGUCUGUUUGUUAUUUUUGUUUUGUACGGUCUACCUGCCCCUAUCAGCGAAACACUGCGCAUUCCCACACACUAACACAAAAGCGGUUGCGUAACUGUGGUUUACCUGUCGCUCAGGUGCGCGCUGUUUACAUCUGGAAAGUGAAAUGGGUGCAAUUCCCGAAAAGCGCGCAUAUAAACGGCGGCCAGAAUGGAGGAGAGGAGACACCAGCAGAGAACCAGAGGAAACACCAGCAUUAAAACAGCAGCUCAUCAGUGGAUCAAGCAGUGGCAUCACUCAACACGACAGAAUGGACCUUCGUUUGCUGCAGCUCUGCCUUCUUCUGUCCGCGUGCGCUUUCAGCUCUGUGCUGAGCUGCAGGUGGAUAAAACACAAGUUCCGGCAACACCAUGGAGUCUCUUUGGAUCUGAUCAGAAAGAUGGGUGAGAAAAUCCAUAAUGAUCAUGAGGAUGUCAACCCCAUCCCAGAUGAACUGAUCAAUAACCAUAGAAGUGCAGAGCCUGAGAAACGGAUCCUGUUCGUCAUUCAGGCUCUGAUGGAGAUCACUGUCCUCUUUGACGAUGCCGUCGUCCCCUGGGAGGCUAAAAAACUGAAAGAUUUCUUAGAUGUCAUGCAUGAACAGAUUAAAGGACUGCGCUCAUGUGUAAGUACACUGAGGGUAGAGAUCUAA